Ricinus communis (castor bean) is the source of this 3409-nucleotide messenger RNA. RefSeq names its product vacuolar protein sorting-associated protein 2 homolog 1. NCBI's taxonomy places the organism in Eukaryota, Viridiplantae, Streptophyta, Magnoliopsida, Malpighiales, Euphorbiaceae. The record is from RefSeq and is a predicted model, not a curated record. The coding region runs from base 125 to 799 and encodes 224 amino acids. The transcript is spliced from 7 exons. Gene Ontology annotation, cellular component: multivesicular body; ESCRT III complex. Gene Ontology annotation, biological process: protein transport; endosome transport via multivesicular body sorting pathway; late endosome to vacuole transport.
CCCAACUAAGCCCAUUUUCUACCAUUGUCAAACUACCAUACAGCGUUGAAAUGAAACCAACGCAAAACCUCAACGUCUUCUGAACAAUCUUCCAUUGAAGAAAGCAAGAAAUUUCACAAAGAAAAUGAGUUUUCUUUUUGGCAAAAAGAAAACCCCUGCAGAGCUUUUGAGGGAAAAUAAGAGGAUGAUAGAUAAAUCAAUUAGAGAAAUAGAAAGGGAAAGACAAGGUCUGCAAGCUCAAGAAAAGAAGUUAAUUGUGGAGAUUAAAAAGAAUGCCAAACAAGGCCAAAUGGGAGCUGUAAGAGUAAUGGCGAAAGACCUUAUCAGAACUCGACAUCAGAUUGAGAAGUUUUAUAAGCUUAAAUCACAACUUCAGGGUGUGGCUUUAAGAAUCCAGACAUUGAAAUCAACUCAUGCAAUGGGGGAGGCCAUGAAAGGUGUCACAAAGGCAAUGGGCCAGAUGAAUAGGCAGAUGAACUUGCCAUCCCUGCAGAGGAUAAUGCUAGAGUUUGAGAGGCAGAAUGAAAAGAUGGAAAUGGUUACCGAGGUAAUGGGCGAUGCUAUUGAUGAUGCUCUGGAAGGAGAUGAAGAAGAAGAAGAAACAGAAGAGCUUGUAAAUCAGGUGCUUGAUGAGAUUGGCAUCAAUAUUAAUAAUGAGCUGGUGAAUGCACCCUCAGCUGCUGUCUCUGCACCAGCUGCAAAGAACAAGGUUGCCCAAGCUGAAUCAACCGGGACUCAUGACGAAAGUGGGAUAGAUGAUGACUUACAGGCAAGAUUAGAUAAUUUGAGAAGGAUGUGAUUUUGAAGGUGAUAGUAAAGGAAAGCUUUGUGUUAGCUAUUUGGAUGAUAUGGACUAUGUAAGACGUGUGUGAAUUGCAAGCUGGUAUAGUAGUGAAGAAUCAGAUUUCUUUUUGUACAUAGUACGUUAGGUGCUUCAGAUAAUUUUUACUUUCCCAAGAUUUGUCGCUACUGUGUUAAACAUUCAUGUUUUCCAUUAAAAGUAGAAUGAUGACUGUUAGUGGUGUUUAAAUGGAAAAUCUUCCCGAAAAUUGAGUUAGAACAUGGAAGAGCACAUGAUUACAUAUAAACAUAAAAAAUUUCUACCUUCGGAGAACUAUAUAAUUGCUUGUUAUCUGCAAGUAAACAGAUCAGAAUGACACACUUUUAAUGAUGUACUGGUUGGAUAAGAAAUCAGGUGUUGGAAGCUGAAGAUAAACUUCUAGUAUCUAAAAGGCCAUCGAAGGAGUUCUCUAUGGUCAAUACACUGCUUUCAGAAUCUAGUCGGUGGAUUGGUGUGCGGCAAAGUGGACAAUCAGAAUGAGAGUAAACCCACAUGUCUAUACAAGAAGCAUGAAAUGAAUGCUUGCAACGCGGAAGCUGCCUAACAUAUUCAUCGUCCUCGAAGUCGGACAAGCAGACAAUACAUUCUGUUUCAGAAGGAUUGGAUAAUUCUUGACGAGAUAACUGGUGAUGUGAUGUGCGCCAUCCAAGCAUUACCAUGGUGUACACUGCAAAUGCAAUGGCAAUAGUUCCAAACAGAACAAGGCCAUAUAAGAUUACGGGCAUGAUUAGUUAUGAACGCCUGGCUCUAAAAAGGUGUGGCAGAUGAGCUUUCCAAUUGCAACAGUGGUGACUGGUGGAAAUGACUAACCAUUGUUGGUGGUGCUGUUGUUCUUCCCCUCGUAGCUGAAAACAUCUCACCCUCAACUCAUUGAAACUUCCAAAGGUUGUGGGGACUCCCUCGGUCUAUGCUCACAGGCUGUAGGAAAUCUUUUUGCUCCAAAGUUAAAUUAAAUAACUAAGAGAGAGAGAGAGAAAGAUAACAUAAUUUAUAAACUUUGCCGGCUCAGAUUCUUGAAUCUAUUAUUGAGUCCAAGAAGCCAGCAGUGGUAUUUUCCUAGGUAGUGUCACUUGAAAAGGAAGUAAUAAAUGCAAUUUUGGAGGUGGACAAGAUUUGUUUCCUUUGGAACUUUAUGAAUGAUAUUAGUAAUUUUUUUUUCCUUGGGUAACUACGGAACGUGAAAAAUAAAAUGACGACAAAAGAUUUAGAUUCUAAUAAUUGGUUUUGACAGAUGACAGAAUCUGAACUCAGAUUCCGUCCUUGUCUAUUAAUGUCUGUCCAGUGUCCUUCUGUAAUACACAAUUGUGUAGUUUUAUCUUACAAUUCAAGAGCUCAAUUGCUUUUAUUUAUUUUCUUUUUAGUAGCAUGAGUUAGUGAGGAAGUCCACUCACUGAUUACCCUCAAAUAAUGUUAUUUGUUGCUUUUUUUGCACUAGAUAUCCCUUAUUUUGGUUAGACUUUACAUUUGCAAACUAGUUUUUGAAAACCCGCAGUAUCUAUUUCUUUCUUGGAAAGCAAAGUCACCAGAGGCACCGUUUCCAAAGGCACUCCGGUACCAUAUAAAUACCGUUAAUCUCAGCAGCUUGUGGCUUGAUUUACUUAAGGAUAAGAUGAGGAAUCCCCUUGGAAAAUUAUGUUCCAUUUGUCCAUUAGUCUACUAAACAAGCAAUUAAUGAUGGACUUGAUUGCAGAAAUUGGCUGCAUUGAAAUUGGAAUCUGUCAUGAUAUCUGUUUCCGUCAACUAGCUAUUGUGCUAUAUAGAGCAAAAGGUUCUGUUACAUUUGGUUAUUUAUUGUACAAUAUAACAUGCAUUUGUAUGCUCCAAUGAAAUAUUGUACUUUAUAUUGUGUGAACUCCAGGUGCCCUCUUAAUCUGCUAUGCAGGGGCAUUCAACACAGCACAGGUGAAAUGUCAUGGGAGCUGGUUCAAAGAGCAAGGGCAACUGAUAGUCAGGUACUUGUGGCAUAUUAUACUGUCUACUAGAUUCGUUUGUGACCUUAAAGCUAUAUAAUAUGAACUCUGAGAAUUGCUUCAGAGGAAGUUAUUCGUAGCUACUUGCUCGCCUUCUCGAGAUUCUGAUGGCUGCUGCUAUAAGAUAUGGGGUCAUUCUACUCUUGUUGGAACCGUAAUGAAAAAGCUUGGAAUUAUUUGAUUCAUUUUAUUAGGAAAAUGUUUGGGAUUAAAUGCAUGGUCUUCCUAGAAAUACACUGUUUAUUCUUUAAAUUUUAAGAGAACGAAUACUGAUAACACUAAGAAAAGGUUAGAAUGAACUGAUAUUCGUGCUGAACUGUUUGGUCCGAUAAUUGCAAUUCAUGGUCCUGAAGAGACUGCGUUGGUUGCUGAGACUAAUUAUUCUGAUAUUCAUAUGGAAGGUAAUUACAGCAAUUGUUUCAAGUAAUAAUGCUCUGCUACUUCCUGUCUUACAAGUAUGAAACUUUGCGGAGAGAGCCUUCCACUUGAGAAAAUAAUGCAAGGAGAUGUAUAGCAGUUUAAGGACUUUUCUGUUAAAUACUGAAAUUAAAAGGUCUGGAAUUGCAUCAAAACAAUUCCUCAAAUUUUGAAUUUUCAA